Cinara cedri is the source of this 4445-nucleotide messenger RNA. NCBI's taxonomy places the organism in Eukaryota, Metazoa, Arthropoda, Insecta, Hemiptera, Aphididae. The record is from the annotation of a GenBank genome assembly.
GUAAACUAUAGUCAUACGAAUGAGAAUAUUUCAAUUUUUUUAGAUUUGUGUUUGAAAUAUAAAUUAUUAAAAGUUUAAUUCAAUUUCAUGAUAUUAUACUAACAAAAUAACUGUUUAUCAUUAUUCAAAUAUUAUUGUACAUUAUUACCCAUGUAAUAAAUUUCACUGAUAUAUUUAUAAUAGGUAUCUAAAUAGCAUAAUUUUAUACAUAUUAUAUUCGGUAAGACAAUAUUUCUUUGGGUCAAUAUUUGAUCCCAGUUCUCUAACCAAUGAUAGUAUUACAGAUAAUGGAUCAUCAAGUACCAAUUGUAAGGAAAUUAGCAGAGGAUGUUGUGAAUAGAAUUGCUGCUGGUGAAGUGAUUCAGAGACCAGCUAACGCGCUAAAAGAACUUCUAGAAAACAGGUAAUUUUCAAAUAAGGUAUUUUUUCCUAAUAAGAAAACAAAAAAUUGUUUUAGCAAAUUUAAAAACAAUAAUUUUUUUUACCCAACCAUAAUAUAUGUAAAUCAUAGUUAUUAAUUUAGUUGUUAUAAUAUCAUUUAAUUAUUAUUUGUAUUUCUUUUGUUUUUCAGCUUAGACGCGAAAUCUACAAACAUUCAAGUCACUUUAAAAAAUGGAGGAUUAAAAUUUCUUCAGGUAUUCAACAAUAAUUAUUAUGUAUUUAUAAGAACCAUUCAUUAUUAUACUACAAAACACAAUAUUUGUAUCUAUUAUAUAGAUACAAGACAAUGGUACAGGUAUUAGGACUGAAGAUUUAGGUAUUGUAUGUGAACGUUUCACUACUAGUAAGUUACAGCAAUUUGAAGAUCUAACUUCAAUAUCUACUUACGGAUUUCGAGGUGAGGCAUUAGCUAGUAUCAGCCAUGUUGCUCAUUUGACAAUAACAACAAAAACCAAUGGCGCUCUUUGUGCCUACAAGUACUUAUCAAUUAGUUAGAAAUAUUUUAGUAUAAAUACAUUGUAAACAUUUUUAUUAGAGCAUCGUACAUGGAUGGUAAAUUAAAAGCACCACCAAAAUCUUGUGCUGGUAAUAUUGGAACCAUUAUAACUGUGGAAGAUUUAUUCUACAACAUUGCUACUAGAAAAAAGUCAAUGAAGAGUUUUAAUGAAGAACAUUUAAAAGUUGUUGAAGUUGUAAGUAAUAAUGAUAAAUUAUCUUCUAUCAUAUUUUAUUUUGAACAUUAGGAUUUUUCAUUUUAUUUAAGUCAUUUAGUUACUAAUAACCAGGGUUUGGGAGUUUGGAACUUAUAACAGUUGCUUAGUUUUUUUGCUGAACAUUAAAUCUAAUAGACUUGUAGAAAUUUAUGCCAUAUUAUGAGUUUAAAAAUUAAAUUAAAAAUUUUUUUUUUAUUUAUAUCAUUUUUCAAUAAUAUCAUAAAAAAAAAUAUACUUUUAACUAAUUUUUUGCUUUUUAAAUAUUUUGAAAGUGUUUAUUUCAGGGUGGAAAAAAUGUAGUUUAACACCUUUGUUCAUUUUUUUUUUUUUAAGUGUGUGUUUUAAGUCAAUAAUUUUAAAAGUCAUAGCGAUUUGAAGAUUGUACAAGUCAACAUUAUGCAUUAUACACUGAACAAACAAUUGGUGAUGCGGGGGACAGUUUGUUAUAUUUCCUAGCCUCGCUAGUAUAUUAAAUUAUUUUUUUCACACAAUGAAUUUUUAGAAAAAUAUUAUAGUUUUCACAUUGUAAAUUUUAGUUGUUUUUAAAUAUAAUUUCAAAUAUUAGAAUUAUUUGAAUUAUAUAAAUAAAUGAAUACAUUUUAAAAGGUGAGCCGAUAUGCUAUACACAAUCCAUUGGUUGGAUUUACAGUUAAGAAACAAGGAGAAUCAUUAACUGAGGUUAAAACUAAUCAAGAUUCUUCUCAUAUUAAUAACAUACAAGCCAUUUACGGCUCAACAAUAUCUAGGUAAACGCUGAUAUAAUUUUUUAAUUUAUAAAAUUUAAAAGUAAUAAUUUUUUUUUUUUCAGAGCUUUGUUGGAAAUAGACACUUAUUGUAAUAUCCUUAAAGUCAAAAUAAAAGGCUAUGUAUCAAAUCCAAAUUUUUCAGCUAAGAAACAGAUAUUCAUAUUAUUUAUAAACAAUCGUCUAGUAGAUUCUCAAGGUAGAUUUGCAAAGAUAUAUAUAUUUAUUUAUAUAUUUAAUCAAAUCCUUUGAGGGUAUAUAAAAAUUUCAAAAUAAUUUUUAUAUUUAUAAAUUAAAAUAUAAUUUUAAUAUUAUAACAACAUUCAUUUAUCAGACAAAUGCUAUCUUAUAUCCUUAAAUAAAUGUAUAAAAUGUCUGAUUUUUUUUCCUAAUCUUCUAUUAGGAUUAAGAAAAGCUAUAGACCAGGUAUACAGCAUUUAUUUAGCUAAAGGAUCACAUCCAUUUGUAUAUUUGAGUUUGAACUUGGACCCACUGAAUGUUGAUGUCAAUGUUCAUCCGACAAAACAUGAAGUCCAUUUUUUACAUGAGGAUAAAGUAAUUGAUAAAGUAGUUGAUGCUAUUCAAGAAAAACUUUCUGGUACUAAUACAUCAAGAACAUUUUAUACUCAAGUAAAUACAUAUUUUAAUAUUUUUAAAACAAAGAAAACAAGAAAAUUAUUUAAAUAUUUCUGUUUUUUAAUUUAAUAUUUAAGACGAGGUUGCCAGGUUCUAGUGACACAUCAAUUGAUAAAUCUAAUGAAAAAAAAGAAAUUAAAGAAAAUGAAGAAUCAAAAGUAACAAUAAAUGUUUCGCAAAAUAAAAUGGUAAGAACAGAUUGUUCUGAGCAGAAAAUUGACAAAUUUCUUGAAACAAGUAAUAGCAGUAUGUUAAUGUUGCCUAAAUCAAAGAGUGAUGCUAUUAUUACCCGGUAAAUACUUUUUUAGUAUUUUAAUUAAUAUUUAACAAAUUGAUAAUUAAUUAAUAAUUGAUAUAAAUUAUGAAGACAAUUAUUUUUAUUAAAUUAGACGUGAAAUUAAGUUGAGCAGCAUUUUAUCUUUACGAAAAGAUAUUGAAAACCAUUGUAAUGAGACCUUACAGACAAUUUUUCAGAAUCAUAAAUAUGUUGGUGCAGCUUCUCCUACAUGGACAUUGUUUCAACAUGAUACAAACUUAUACAUUUGCAAUUCCAAUAAAGUGUUGUAUGUAUAAGUAUUUAAAAUAUUAUUAUCUUGCUAAGUAUUUAUAUUUUGGUAUUUAGGCAAGAAAUGUUUUACCAAAUCAUGAUGUACGAAUUUGGAAAUUUUGGUGUUAUAAAGUUUUCUGUAAGUUCCAAUAACAACUUAUUAUAUUUGUACAAAGUAUAAAAUACAAUUUUUAUUUUUUAUAGAAUGCAUUACCUAUUUAUGAGUUAAUAUUAAUAGCGUUGGAACAACCAGAAUCUGGAUAUCAAGGAGAAGACAAACCAAAAGAAGAAUUAGCUCGUGAUGCUACUGAAAUAUUAAUAUCUAGAGCUUCAAUGUUAAAUGAUUAUUUUUCAAUGGAAUUUGACACAGAUGCAAACAUAUUGUCUAUACCCUUGUUAUUGGGUGAGUUUAGUUACAAUAAAUAUAAAUAUUUGGUAGUAUUGAUUAUUGAGUAAAUAUAAUCAUUUUUAGAGGGAUUUUUACCAGAUUUAAAUGGAUUACCGUUGUACCUAUUGCGGUUAGCUAGUGAAGUUGAUUGGUCUGCCGAAAAAGAAUGUUUUAUGAGUUUUUGUCGAGAAACUGCUAAGUUUUAUGUAUUGCAUCCGUGGAAACAAUAUUGUAGCAACACAGAAGAUAUAUCAGUAUGUUUUAAUUUAAUAAAUAAAUAAAUUUAUUGUAUUAAUAAAUGCAAUACUAAUAUGCAAUUUUUUUUAGGAUACUUUAUCUGAUAACAAUUGGGCUUGGUGUUUAGAACAUGUGUUAUAUCCAUCUUUACGAAAAUCAUUUCAACCUCCAAGAAAGUUUUUAGAGGAUGGUACACUAUUACAAAUAGCUAGUUUACCUGAAAUGUACAAAGUAUUUGAGCGUUGUUGAAACAGUUCAAUAUGAUAGACUUUUUUAAAAAUGUAAAUGUUUAUAAUAUUAAUAUGUUCUAAUUAUAAUGAUUUUUUUUAUUUAUCUUGUAAGUUUAUUCAAUUUUAUUAUUUUACAAUAAUUAUCCAUAUUCAUUAUUUUGAGAUAAUAUAAUUGUAAAUGAUAGAACUAGAAAAAAAAUUAUUUUUGUAUGAUUCCGAAAAACUUUUGUGUGAAUGAAUUAAAACUGUUAAUCUAUCCACUUAUUAUUUGGUAAUUUGGAUCCCCUGACUAAGACGUCCGGGUCAAGGGCCCCAGUUUAAUCCGCCCUUUAGAUCCGGCCCUACCUGCUCUUAUCCGUUCCCCUAUCUUAUUGAAUUAUCAAUUAAUAUUCAAUAAUUCAAAAUUAUUAUUCAAAUUACUUUUAAACAGAAAUGUUGGUAAAUAAUUUGAAUAUAUUUUUUUUAAAUGUUUUAUCUUUUUUUCUGUAGAAUUCCAUUAGAAAAUAUACA